UAUAGUGCCCCGAUUAGAUGUAGAAGGCAUAUUAUGUGUGCUAAUAUUCGAAGUUUAUUAUCGGGAACAUGAUUGAACAUUGAGGUGAAUGGUAAGAGUAUGCCUUGUAACAUACCAAAAGUUAAUGUUGUUGGGUUCAUAUAUGGAUGUAAUUAAUUGGGGCCUUAUACUUGCAUAAAUUUCUUUUUUAGACCUUAUUGAUCAAAAUCUAGUCAUUGCUCACUAGGUCACAAUGCUUAUUUGCCAGCACAAUAAGGUAAUUUUAUACAGUAAAUUAUAUAUUUCUCUACCACCACGACGCAACAAACUUAAUAAUGCAUUUAUAGCUUGUGUGAGCUCAACAUGCAUUAAUGGACUCAUUAAAUAAACAAAAGUUAUAAAUAUUUUUUUUUAUUAAAAUUGGUUCGAUUUUUUCACCAAUGAUAUUUACUUUAAAAUGAUUAAUUAUUUUCACAUUUAUCCUUAAAUAAGUUAUAUAUUCAUCAUAAAAUUUAUAUCGGGAAAAUCGGGCCGAAAUUAUUUCCGUUUUAUAAAUAUAGCUCAGGUUAGAGCUAGUCUUGAGUUUGAACAAUUGCGGCGGGUUCUUCCUUAUAAACAGUCCAUCUGUCCAUGGACUGACCUAAAGCCAUCGGCCGGUUUGCUUCCUGAAAGAGCCAAGUGAGAUCUUCACCGCCAAUCCAGUCGUUCCGAGAAAGAACCCUCGUUGGUUUCGCUCUUUCGAAUCGGAUCUCCAAAUGGGGAAGAAAUCUAAAGAGAUGAGCGAAGAUAAGGAGGAAGCUGUCAAAUCCCUUUUCGGCGCUGACAAUCCCUUCCGCCGUAAGCGACAGCCGGACGCAGUUGAUGGCGAUGCCGGCGACAUCAUUCGACCUGCGAAAAAACUAGGGUCAGGGAUGGAUUCUAGCGUAGCUGAGAAGGAAACCAUGAAAGAAGCAAAAAUUUUGGACUCGGAGCAUUCCAAUGCUAGGAAAAGGAAGAGAGAGACGGGAAUAAUAGCGGCGGUGCCAAGCCCUCCGUCUUCAGACGAGGAAUCUAUUGUGAGGAAGAGGAUGAAACUUGUGGAAGAUGCUGAAGUGGAUGGGUCAAAUAAGAAGAAUAAGAAGAGGAAGAGAGACGAAGUGGAAUUUGAAUACGAGAAGAAGAAGUUGGGUUCAGCCGGAGAGGAUAAGCCAGCGGCCACCGUUGUUGCCGUUGGGGAGAAGAGGAAGGCGGAUAUGUUGGAUACCAAGGAGUCCUUUGAUGAUGAGAGCAAGCUACUGAGGACUGUAUUUAUCGGGAACCUGCCGUUGAAGACAAAAAUCAAGGCUCUAAAGCGGGAGUUUGCUAGAUUUGGUGAGAUUGAAUCGGUCAGGAUAAGAUCAGUGCCUCUUGUGGAUACUAAAGCUCCUAGAAAGGCAGCUGUUAUCAAGGGCCAAAUAAAUGAAGAAGUUGACAGCAUGAAUGCUUACAUUGUUUUCAAAGAGGAGCAAUCGGCCCAUGCUGCUUUGUCUAAUAAUAUGACACAGAUUGGUGAAAAUCAUAUCCGCGUUGAUAUGGCAUGUCCACCUCGCAAGAAAAUGAAAGGAGAUGCUCGGCUUUAUGAUAGAAAGAGAACAGCUUUUGUGGGCAACCUCCCUUUUGAUGUGAAGGAUGAAGAACUCUACCAAUUAUUCUGUGGUCUCAGCCAAUCAGAACCAAAUGUUGAAGCUGUGCGUGUAAUCAGAGAUCCCAACACAAGCAUAGGAAAGGGCAUUGCUUAUGUGCUGUUUAAAACCAGGGAUGCUGCCAACAAUGUCUGCAAAAGAAGAGACUUGAAGAUUAGGGACAGAAAUUUGAGGGUCUGCCAUGCUAAAUCAGAUGCCCUCCCAUCUAAAGUUAAAGAAGGCCCAAGCAAACGGUUUCCUCACCAGAGGCAGCCCACAGCUCACAGUGGCGUACCUUCAGGAAGAGGAGAAAAACGGAAGAGAAUAGAUACUGAUUCAGUGUCAUAUGAAGGCACCCGCUCUAGCAAAACAGGUGUUCUGAAGAAAUCUUCCUUUCGGCCACCCCAAAGCAGAGUGAGUGACAGUGGUGCCAGGAGGUCCAGCUGGAAUGAACAGCAGGGUCGCAAAACGAAGCGACCGGCCGUAGCUGCCAGGAAAGCUAAGGAGCACCAAAAACGGAAGCAGCCGAGUGGAGCAUCGGAAAAUGCCGGUCGAAAUAAGAGAGCAAGACGGCAAUAGGAAGGCAUUUGAGACUACUAGUGUCUGUAAGUUUCAUUUUCAGUAUUGUAAUUCUUCCUAGAGCCAAACAGAGAGCUGUUUCUGCUCAGCAUUGUGAAGUUCAUAACUUGAUCUCUGAUAUGCAUCAAAUUGCUGUGUUAAAGGUUUCAUUUGGGAUGACUUUUUUACUGCUUAAAAUAAAUUUUUAUUAGAAAUUUAUUUUAAUAAGCAAUAAGAAAGUCAUUCCAAACGAAGCCAAACUCUCAUGUAUCUUAUAGAUUUUAAUCAUUUAUCAGGGAUAAUCAAUUUAUGAAAUGAAAUCUCUGCAUUUAGUUGAAAGAUUUUAUUUCUCAGCUUGGAGGGUUUAUGACGCAAGAGCUUAGUCGUUAAUUGUAUUAAACUUCAGGCUAUAUUAAGUCCAUUUGGUAGUUAUAGGGCUAUAGAGGUGUAAUGCUUUCUUAUUUUGUAUGUAGCCUAUUAUGUGCUUUCUUUUUGGCUAUAAAUAGGUAGCCAAUGCUUGUAAUGAGGGAGAUUUUUGGAGAUCAAUAAAAUUAGAGUUUUACUCU
This is a messenger RNA of Dendrobium catenatum, 2743 nucleotides long. Its product is annotated as RNA-binding protein 34. Gene Ontology annotation, molecular function: RNA binding. Lineage: Eukaryota; Viridiplantae; Streptophyta; Magnoliopsida; Asparagales; Orchidaceae. The transcript has 6 exons. The coding region runs from base 735 to 2198 and encodes 487 amino acids. The record is from RefSeq and is a predicted model, not a curated record.